Exophiala bonariae is the source of this 1140-nucleotide messenger RNA. RefSeq lists its product as uncharacterized. The coding region runs from base 1 to 1140 and encodes 379 amino acids. The transcript is spliced from 3 exons. The record is from RefSeq and is a predicted model, not a curated record. Lineage: Eukaryota; Fungi; Ascomycota; Eurotiomycetes; Chaetothyriales; Herpotrichiellaceae.
AUGGUGGGCCGCGAUUUAACACGCCUACCGCGUCGUGGAAUGAUUGAAGCAGAUCGUGCUAAAAUUGUUCCAUAUGGCCCCAAUGGAACAUGCCCUGCUGCCCAAACAACAACUUUCGAGGUUCGCCCGUUGUAUUUCAGCGACUUCAUCCCCACAAAUACGAUCAUUGAUCCUUUCCGAGAUGGUCAUCAGGUCACUGUCACCAACGCGCCCACCGUAGUGGUCAUCUUGUCUUAUAUCACAACAACCAUAACUCCGACCAACUCACCUGUGAAUCCGACGCCCCGGCCAACCAUUAUCUCGAGUGCUGCGAGCAGUGGGCCGAAUAACCAUUCACCUUCAACCUUCUCUCCAUUAAGCACCACCCUGCCUGUCUCUUCGAGUUCGAGUGUAUCUGAGAAAUACUCUUCAGCACCACAACCCGAUUCUGACCAGAAUCCUCCCGUACUUUCCGGUCUCGUUGGUGGAGCGAGCAGCACCUCCAGAAAUCUAGAAACGACUUCCUUCACACCGACACCUGGAAUUUCCCUUCUGGGUACCCCGGCGAGCACCAACGCAGAGAUACCAUCAUCCCAGAUCACUUUAGCAAGCUCCUUAGAUUCAGAGUUGAGCACUAGCGUUCCUACUCAGAUAACACUUCCUCCGUUGACUAUUGGUGCUGGUAUUCCCGCGGGAUUUGUAACGUCGCUGCCUUCCUCCAGCCCUAUUCUCUUGGCUCUGGAUGACUUGCAGAUCGACAGACAACCCCAUUGGGCACAUUUCAAACGCCAAAAUACCAUGCCCGACCAGGCUCCAGCAGUCACUUCGGCUUCAACAAUAUCUGUGGUCAAUCUAGCCACAGCUACUUCGCCUGGAACUGCUACCACAAGUGUAUCCAAUGGUGAAUAUACAUUACCCCCAGAUAAUUGUGACGAUGCUACUCCAUUCAUUCUCAGCGAUGGCUUGCUCCUGCACAAUGGCGCGCCCGUUGGCAAGUUUUUUGGAGCCACUACAGCCCUUCUAGGAACACUAGAUGAUGAUGCACCACCAGACCAGGGUGCAACAGACAGCCUUCGUCAACCCUUCGCUCAUGUUGUCGGCAACCCAAGUGUCGAGAACAACGCGAUCAAGACGAACCACGUCAACAGCAACAGUGAUUAG